UAGUGAGAAACUUAUUAAAAACAUAUAUAAAUAAAUAAUGGCUCAAGUCGAGUUCUUGGAUACAAUUUUGAAAGAAUAUUUAAUAUUUCGUGGAUUCUCGAAUACACUUAAAGCUUUAGAUGCUGAUCUUAAAUCAGAUAAAGAUUUUGGUUUUCGCGCAGAAAAGAUUAUGGAGCAAUUUAAUCAGUAUAUUGUAGCAGGUGACCUACAAGGGCUUACCACUUUGUGGGGACAUUUGGACAACUUUUUGUUUACUAAAUUGGAGCAUACAUAUUUGCAAUCUGUAAAGAAAUUUGAAAGUAGUUUAUAUAAACUGUAUUUAAUAACGGCUCAUACCAACAACAAACCCGACAAAAUAAAAGAAUUCUUUUCUAAAAUGUCGGAUGAAUUACACCAGCAAAGCGAAUGGAAGGAAUGGUUUUAUUUUCCAUUUUGUACGAACCCAGAAGAAUCCCCUGUUUUUUCUCCUUUCUUUACUAAACAAUGGCAAGAUACUUUUCAAAUCUCAUUAAGAAAUUUUUUGUCUAUGAUAUAUCAAUGUAUGCCAAAACCUACGUUCGUAUACGCAGAACACGAAGCAAUGUUAUUAAAACAUCUACAAGAAGAAAAUGCCACAUUAAAAGCACGUAUACAACAAAUGCAACAGCAACAACAGUCGACAGCAAGCGGUAGUAAUCCAAAUCUUAAUGCCACAAGUGAUAUCGCAACACGUAAACGUACAACAUCUACAAAUCCACAAACUUUAGAUGACAUACCUGUUGAAAUUAGACCACCAAGUCCAUUGCUUGAUGAUUUCUACGUUAUAGCAACAGAGGUUAAUAAUAUGAGACGGAAGGCUGAAGUACAAGCUCGAGGCAUAAGAAUGCUACUACGAGGUAUGGGUGCGGAUGAUUCACUAGAUACUAAACGUAAAGACAAAAGUGAUAAAAAGGAUAAACGCCGCUCAGGAAGCGCAGGCAGAAGUUGGAUGUAAUAAAGUUUGUUUUAAAUAUUUCUAUAGUGUAUGAGGUUAAGUAAUGUAAACGGAGCUGUUAUCUGUUCAUAAUCUAUAAAUAAUUAUGUAUUAAAUUUUUAACUGUCACAUUAAUAUCUUUACA
Molecule: messenger RNA, 1097 nt
Organism: Teleopsis dalmanni
Lineage: Eukaryota; Metazoa; Arthropoda; Insecta; Diptera; Diopsidae
Product: WD repeat-containing protein 91-like
Exons: 3
Coding region: 38-973 (311 amino acids)
Biological process (GO): early endosome to late endosome transport
Cellular component (GO): extrinsic component of endosome membrane; late endosome membrane; early endosome membrane
Molecular function (GO): phosphatidylinositol 3-kinase regulator activity
Source: RefSeq, a predicted model, not a curated record